Molecule: messenger RNA, 1116 nt
Organism: Mytilus californianus (California mussel)
Lineage: Eukaryota; Metazoa; Mollusca; Bivalvia; Mytilida; Mytilidae
Product: paired box protein Pax-6-like
Exons: 5
Coding region: 74-886 (270 amino acids)
Biological process (GO): regulation of transcription by RNA polymerase II
Molecular function (GO): RNA polymerase II transcription regulatory region sequence-specific DNA binding; DNA-binding transcription factor activity, RNA polymerase II-specific
Source: RefSeq, a predicted model, not a curated record
AAAUCAAAGAAAAUUACUUUUUAAAGAAAUCUGGUUUUUAAAUAUAACCUACCAAACAUUUUGUGAUUGAAAGAUGUUAAAAAUGAGUUCAGACGAAUCUCCAGAAAUGUGUAAAAAGUUUGUUACCAAACAUUCGAUAGAUUCCAUCCUAAGGAAGCCUUCAAUAGAUGAUGGUGGAGUUUCAGAUGAUGUUUUAGGUCGUGACCUGUCGCCAGUAUCAAGGACAUCCGGAAAUGAUCAGGAAAGCAGCGAGGAGGAAAUAAACUGGAAUGACAUACAUGGUUCUGACAAUGUAUUAGAUAGAGAACAUAUCGGUGACAGUGAAUUAUAUAAUGAUAUGAGUGAUAACAGUUACAAGAAACGACGUAUUAGGACAACAUUUAGUGCAGACCAGCUACAGACAUUAGAAGAUGUAUUCCGAGUAACUCAUUACCCAGACGUCAACACCAGAGAAGAACUUUCACAAAAGACAGGUUUACCGGAAGCUCGAGUACAGAUUUGGUUUCAAAACAGAAGAGCAAAAUGGAGAAAGUAUGAAAAACUUGGAAAUUUUGGAGGACUACAGGGGCUUACAGAAACCAAUUAUGUUCCGGCACCAAAGUCAAGUAUUCCACGACAAGAUGAGCUGGCACUAGGCUUAGAUCAAGCACAGGUAAAUAGAAAGGUAGAUUGCAAAAACGAUGAUGAACAAGAUAUGCCAUUGAAUUUAUCAACGUCGUCAAUGCCAAUUUUUCCUUCAUUUCCAUUUUAUGGGUUGGCGCCGUUUCCGUUUUACACAGGUUGUCAUGCACCAGGUGAACCCAAAAGAUCAGGAAGCAUUGCUGCUCUUCGACUGAAAGCACGAGAACACGAGGCGGCAAUGGAAAUGAUGUUUCAAUAUAAAUGAGAACUUCCUGUUUUUUUAUAAAGUCAAUCAGAUUUGAUAUGACUUUGUGUAUUAGUAAGACAGGAAUGACACUCGAUGUGCAGGAUUAUUGAAGCUUUUCAUCAACUUUGUGCAAAUCUGAACAUAUUUGCAUACAACCCAAGUUGUGGUUCGUCGAAGCUAACUGUGAUAUUACUUUUGUAAAGUAACUUGUAUAUGUAUAUAUAAAAUAAAUAUUUUCUUUUUUUGUA